Cynara cardunculus var. scolymus (artichoke) is the source of this 1187-nucleotide messenger RNA. RefSeq names its product probable calcium-binding protein CML48. The coding region runs from base 173 to 919 and encodes 248 amino acids. Gene Ontology annotation, molecular function: calcium ion binding. The transcript is spliced from 5 exons. The record is from RefSeq and is a predicted model, not a curated record. Lineage: Eukaryota; Viridiplantae; Streptophyta; Magnoliopsida; Asterales; Asteraceae.
CGUCGCAGAAUAUCCAAAGUGAGUGCUGUUGCGCGUGAUUCGUCCGAGUUAACUCACCUCCUUCCUCUUCUUCUUCUAAUUUCUUCAGAACCGCCAUUAAUUUCACCAAACAAACAUAUCAUUUUCCGACCAAUUUUACAAACCCUAGAAUUCUCAAUCUCAAUUCAGGGAUAUGUCGUACCCUCAUUACUCGACAGGAUACAACACCUCUCCUUCUGCACCACCCGUCCCGAAACCUCAAUCACAACAACCUGGCGUUGCUUAUCCCUACCAACCUCCACCCCCAUCUCAGCAACCUAAUUACAGCUACAAUUACGGGCAGCCUCAUAACCCGAUGAUGGCUGGUGGAUAUGGUAGCCCAUAUGGCUACCCACCUACGCCUUCGUUCCCACCAGGGACUCACCCGGAAGUCAUUCGGAGCUUUCAGAUGGUAGAUAUGGAUCGGAGCGGGUUUAUAGAUGCCAAAGAAUUGCAGCAGGCUCUAUCUUCCGGUUACCAGAGAUUUAGCCUUCGGACUAUCCGUUUGCUUAUGUUUCUCUUCAGGAAUCCUAACGAUGAUCUCCGAACUGGUCCCAAAGAAUUUGCUGAGUUAUGGAGUUGUCUUGGCCAUUGGCGGGCUAUCUUUGAGAGAUUUGAUAGGGACCGAAGCGGAAAGAUUGAUGCAGCGGAACUAAGAGACGCCCUAUACAGCCUUGGAUACGCAGUUCCACCGUCUGUCCUACAAGUCUUGAUUUCAAAAUACGAUGAGCAAAAAGGACAGAGAGUUGAUCUAUCCUUUGACAGUUUCGUUGAGUGUGGAAUGAUUGUGAAGGGUUUGACAGAGAAGUUCAAGGAGAAGGAUACACAGUACACAGGUUCAGCCACUCUUUCAUAUGAGACAUUUAUGACCAUGGUAAUACCCUUUCUUGUGGCUGAAUAAACCUUCGCAUGUAAAAAGCUGGAAACCUGAUGAUUUUAAGUCCUACUUUCGAGUGAGAUAUAUCAGUUUCGUGUGAUUUACAAGUCUAAUCUCUACAGCCCAGGGGCAAACAUGACUUUUUCUAUGUUGUUAUUAUUUUCGUAUAUCAGUAUAAUUUGUUUCGUUCUAAUUUUAAUUUGUAUUUGUUAUAUACGUUAGAGGUACAAAAAUAAGGGGUAAUUUAUUUUGUGUGUAUGUAUGUAUACAAAGGUGCAUCAGAUUUUUUUUC